Opisthorchis viverrini is the source of this 408-nucleotide messenger RNA. RefSeq lists its product as hypothetical. Bases 1 to 408 code for a protein of 135 amino acids. NCBI's taxonomy places the organism in Eukaryota, Metazoa, Platyhelminthes, Trematoda, Opisthorchiida, Opisthorchiidae. The transcript is spliced from 2 exons. The record is from RefSeq and is a predicted model, not a curated record.
AUGAAGAACGAAGAACGCCUCGAUCGGUGGGCUGAUUACUUCGAACAAGAACUGUCGUGGCCAUCAGCUGGCACUAAUUUAGAGCCCACAGGUGAAGGAGAACCCUGGACAAUGAACGGGGAACCACCUACAGCCUCGGAGGUUUACGACUGCAUAUGUUCCCUCAAGCGCCACCGAGCUCCCGGUCCGGAUGACCUUCCACCCAAGGAUCGCGAUGAAGUCCUCAUUUGGGACAACGUGGAAGAACGUUCGAUCAAUCCAGUGAACACUUCUUUCCUAGAAGUUUACAUCUUCACUCCCUACUUUUUUUCGGGCCUCACGUCAACCAAAGAAGCGUUCGAUGGGUGUGUGAUACAGUGUGGAGAUCUGCCGAGUACUCACGUGGCUCCUCGAAACGACCCUACGUGA